AUGAGGUGGGAUAAUCACAGCAGUGCAUCUGAAUUCAUCCUCCUGGGGUUCCCCAUCUGGCUGGAAGAACAAGGAGUGUAUUACACCCUGUUCCUGCUCAUGUACCUGACCACAGUGCUGGGGAACCUGCUCAUCAUCCUGCUCAUCAGGCUCGACUCUCGCCUCCACAGCCCCAUGUACUUCUUCCUCAGCCACUUGGCUCUCACUGACAUCUCUUUCUCAUCAGUCACAGCUCCAAAGAUGCUCAUGAAUAAGCUGACGCAUAAUAAAUCCAUCUCUUAUGCUGGGUGCAUUUCUCAGGUAUAUUUUUUCUUGUUGUUUGGUGAUCUUGACAGUUUCCUCCUUACCUCAAUGGCCUAUGACAGGUAUGUGGCCAUCUGCCAUCCUCUGCAUUAUACCACAAUCAUGAGUCAGAACCUCUGUUAUCUGCUGGUAAUUGUGUCCUGGGUCUUGUCCUCUGCUAGUGCCCUGGUGCACACCCUUCUCCUAGCCCAUCUGUCUUUCUGUGGUGACAACAAUCUGCCACAUUUCUUCUGUGAUCUCUCUGCCUUGCUGAAACUGUCCAGCUCAGAUACCACCAUCAAUGAGUUGGUCAUCCUCACUGUAGGAGUGGUAGUCAUUACUCUUCCAUUCAUAUGCAUUCUAGUGUCUUAUGGCCACAUUGGGGCCACCAUCCUGAGAGCUCCUUCCGUGAAGGGAAUCUGCAAAGCCUUCUCCACAUGUGGCUCUCACCUGUCUGUGGUUACUCUCUACUAUGGAGCAAUUAUUGGGCUCUACUUUUUCCCCUCAUCCAAUAACACUAAUGACAAGGAUGUCAUUGUGGCGGUGUUGUACACUCUGGUCACACCCAUGCUGAACCCCUUUAUCUACAGUCUAAGAAAUCAGGAUAUGAAAGGAGCUCUUGGAAAUAUCCUCAGUAAAAGAAUAUUUUCAGUGUGA
Molecule: messenger RNA, 939 nt
Organism: Chinchilla lanigera (long-tailed chinchilla)
Lineage: Eukaryota; Metazoa; Chordata; Mammalia; Rodentia; Chinchillidae
Product: olfactory receptor 50-like
Exons: 1
Coding region: 1-939 (312 amino acids)
Biological process (GO): G protein-coupled receptor signaling pathway
Cellular component (GO): membrane
Molecular function (GO): olfactory receptor activity; G protein-coupled receptor activity
Source: RefSeq, a predicted model, not a curated record